Molecule: messenger RNA, 1194 nt
Organism: Drosophila arizonae
Lineage: Eukaryota; Metazoa; Arthropoda; Insecta; Diptera; Drosophilidae
Source: RefSeq, a predicted model, not a curated record
AUUUGCACAGUUUGCCAUUGUCGGCCUAUUAGCUCAGCUUACUCAAUAGAAUUUACGCAAGUGCGGGCGCUGCUGACGCUGAAAUCUAUAUCAAUUAGAAUGAUAAGCUGAUAAGCGACAGUCGCGACUCGUCGGGCAGAGAGUUCGAACAUUGUGUUUUCCCAUAUUGAAGCAAUUAAUGCAUAGAGUAAUUAUUGGAGAGCCGAAGCAGAAGACAACAACAAGUCUGAGUGGAGGAUGUCAUUGGACAGAGCGAGCGAUAAGGGAGCGACUGUGACCGCGUGAAAAUGUGUGUGGGACAGAGACAGAGAGACGGAGAGAGAGAGUGAUAAAAGCACCUGCAAGCUGAUAAGACAUUUGAAGGUAGACAGCGCGUUAAUAUUUAACUUGGCCGCGACUCAUUUGAGUUUCACACCUUGCGCGUUGCACAAACCGUACGAAAAUUUACGCGCGUGCGUGUGUUUGUGUGUGCCACAUGCGACCGUUAUGUUAACAAAAACUACGCUUAUCAGCCUAUUGCUGGUGCUGCCCGUGCUGCUGCUGCUGCAGCGCGGCGAUGGCGCCACAACUACCUGGGGGCAUGUCAACAAAUAUGCCAGCACGCUGCAUGCACAAGAUGUUUACUUGGGGCACGUGAGCAGCAUGGAUGCGGAUGCGAAUGCGGAUGCGGAUGCCACAGCUGUCAGUGUGGAUGUUCGGGAUGUUGCAUACGGCGCACAGAACUCGAGCGCAGUCGAUGGCUAUACGAUAACGGCGGUGCAUGCCUACGACAUGACCUUGCCGGGCGGCAACGGCGGCCAGGUGCGUUUGCUCAGCGGCGGCGUUGGCCAACGGCAUGCCGUUGUGCGUUUCCAGCGCUACGAACAGGUGCCCAGGGCGCACUUCCAGCUGGUCAUCUACGGCCUCGCCUUGGGCUAGGCGUGCAGUGCAGGUGAUUCUUAUCGCUUAGUCGCUAGAGAUAACUUUACUUGCUGUUCAGUUUAACAAAGUUUUCCCCUCUCUCUCUCUAUCUCACUCUCUCUCACACUCUUGUCUGCUCUUUCUUUCUUUCUAGUCAAUCGCCGAGGCAACUUAAUUGAGUUGCGAUUCAACUUUGAAUUCGAUGUUGGCAACUUCCUGCUCCACAGACGGCAAAGCUAACUAAGUUAUUAUAAUGUCAUAAUUAAGAGCAUGAGAGUUGCGCUUAUUAGCAUG